Molecule: messenger RNA, 1384 nt
Organism: Dreissena polymorpha
Lineage: Eukaryota; Metazoa; Mollusca; Bivalvia; Myida; Dreissenidae
Product: elongator complex protein 4-like
Exons: 1
Coding region: 153-1289 (378 amino acids)
Biological process (GO): tRNA wobble uridine modification
Cellular component (GO): cytoplasm; transcription elongation factor complex; elongator holoenzyme complex
Source: RefSeq, a predicted model, not a curated record
AUUUCAGGAUUGUAAAAAUAGCAAUCUGUUUUGACACAUGCUUGGGAUGAAAAUGUUUUCAUCAUUUCACGCACUCGCAAAAAGCCAAAUAAAUGCGACCGUAACUUUUGCUUAGACUAUUUAAAUAUUAAGAAAAUCAAAAAGAUCAGAUAAUGGCAACAAGUUUCCAGAAAAAGUCGAGAGGAAAGGGCCUGCAAAUCUCAGGAGCCAAACCUUCGCUGUACAACAAUCAACUGCUGGUUUCGUCUGGGAUUCCUUCUUUGGAUCAUCUUCUGGGCGGAGGUUUAGCGGUUGGAACAGUCUUGUUAAUAGAGGAAGAUGUGUUUGGAAAUUACUCGCGUUUAAUGCUUAAAUAUUUCUGUGCCGAAGCAGUAAUGACAGGACAUUCAAUGCUACUUGCCAGUGCUGAUUUAUCUCCGGACCAGCUUUUGAGUGAUUUACCUAGACCCAUCAUCGAUGACCCUGUCAAUGCUGAUGAACAAACCAAAGAACAAUAUUUUGAUGAACAUAUGAAGAUAGCCUGGCGUUAUACAAAUUUACCGAAAUUUCAGUCAACACCCACCACUGUUAAAUUUGGUCACUACUACGACCUUAGUAAAACAAUGGAAGAGGAUUUGCUGAAGACUGCAAAUGCUGAAAUGAUUAAGAUUGGUAUAAAUAAUGCUGAUAAUUUUUCAAUGGCAACAAAUGCAUCCAAUUAUAUGGCGCUUAUAGAGAAGAUUCAGAAUAAAAUUGAAAUGGAACACUUCAGUACCUCAUCCAAUCCUGAAAAAAGGAACAUAUUACGAAUUGCGUUACAUUCAAUAGGGUCGCCACUAUGGGGAGAGAAUGGUGGUUUGCUACCUGAUGGUGAAUAUGACCCAUCACUUUCCCGCUUUCUUUUGGCAUUGCGUGCCAUUUUGAGAUCUGCAUUUGCUGUCUGUGUUCUAACACUACCCACCCACCUUAUGUGUGAUCAGGCAUUUGUAAACAGAAUCGAAAGGCUGUGUGACACCGUGGUUCAUGUAGACAGCUUUGCUGGGUCGGACAAGGAGAAAAAUCCAGCCUUCAAAGAGUAUCAUGGGCUAUUUAAUAUCAAGAAACUGCCUAGCCUGAACACACUAAUGUGUCAUAUGCCUGAUUCUUUAGAUUUGGCGUUCAAACUUCGCAGAAAGAAGUUUACCAUUGAGAAAUUGCAUCUUCCACCUGAACUUUCUGACAGCGCCAACCGUUCACAAGAGGACCCAGAUAAGAGAAUCAAACCUGAAUCUGGCUGUGGUAAUGGUGGCAACAGCAAGCUAGACUUUUAAAUAACCCUCUAAAAGUGCUGGACAGUUGAUGUUUUUUUGUCAAAUUAUAGAAGUUUUAAUGUAUAUUCUGUUUAUUAAAGAUUACGACGAACAUU